AUGAGCAGGCAUUUCUUAUAUUACUGCAGUGAACCAAUCCUGGAUGUGAAGAUAGCCUUUUGUCAGGGGUUUGGUAAACAAGUGGAUGUGUCUUACAUUGGCAAACAUUACAACAUGAGCAAAAGCAAAGUGGACAACCAGUUCUACAGUGUGGAAGUAGGAGAUUCCACCUUCACGGUUCUCAAACGGUACCAAAACCUAAAGCCCAUUGGUUCCGGUGCUCAGGGGAUAGUCUGUGCCGGAUAUGACGCCGUCCUCGACAGAAACGUGGCCAUUAAGAAACUCAGCAGACCCUUCCAGAACCAGACCCAUGCCAAGCGCGCCUACAGGGAACUGGUGCUCAUGAAAUGUGUCAAUCACAAAAAUAUCAUCAGCUUAUUAAAUGUUUUCACACCACAGAAAUCUUUAGAGGAGUUUCAAGAUGUGUACCUUGUGAUGGAGUUGAUGGAUGCUAACCUGUGCCAGGUGAUUCAGAUGGAGUUAGAUCAUGAGAGGAUGUCCUAUCUGCUCUACCAGAUGCUCUGUGGCAUCAAACACCUGCACUCGGCUGGCAUCAUUCAUAGGGAUCUGAAACCUAGCAAUAUCGUGGUGAAGUCCGACUGUACGCUGAAAAUCCUGGACUUUGGGCUGGCGAGGACAGCUGGGACGAGCUUCAUGAUGACCCCCUACGUGGUGACACGAUAUUACCGUGCCCCUGAGGUCAUUCUUGGCAUGGGCUAUAAGGAGAAUGUGGAUAUUUGGUCAGUAGGGUGCAUUAUGGGGGAAAUGGUGCGCCAUAAAAUCCUGUUCCCUGGUCGGGACUACAUUGACCAAUGGAAUAAGGUCAUAGAGCAACUGGGAACGCCGUCUCCAGAGUUUAUGAAGAAACUGCAGCCCACCGUGAGGAACUAUGUGGAAAACAGACCUAAAUAUGCCGGGCUCACCUUUCCCAAACUCUUCCCUGACUGCCUCUUUCCAGCAGACUCCGAGCACAACAAACUCAAAGCUAGUCAGGCCAGAGACCUGCUAUCUAAGAUGCUAAUUAUUGAUCCCGCCAAACGGAUAUCUGUGGAUGAGGCGCUCCAGCACCCCUACAUCAACGUGUGGUACGACCCAUCUGAAGUGGAGGCGCCAAGAGAUCUCAUCCAAAUAUCCAUGCCUCCGCCCCAGAUCUACGACAAGCAGCUGGAUGAGAGAGAACACUCUAUUGAUGAGUGGAAAGAGCUAAUCUAUAAAGAAGUGAUGAACUUUGAGGAGAGGAUGAAGAAUGGAGUGGUGAAGGGUCAGCCCUCUCCCUCAGGUGCAGCCGUGAACAGCAGCGAGAGCCUCCCUCCGUCCUCCUCCGUCAAUGACAUUUCCUCCAUGUCCACCGACCAGACCCUCGCCUCUGACACCGACAGCAGCCUGGAGACCUCUGCUGGACCCCUUGGUUGUUGCAGGUGA
Molecule: messenger RNA, 1422 nt
Organism: Chanos chanos (milkfish)
Lineage: Eukaryota; Metazoa; Chordata; Actinopteri; Gonorynchiformes; Chanidae
Gene: mapk10
Product: mitogen-activated protein kinase 10
Exons: 13
Coding region: 1-1422 (473 amino acids)
Biological process (GO): protein phosphorylation
Molecular function (GO): MAP kinase activity; ATP binding
Source: RefSeq, a predicted model, not a curated record